CGCCGCCCACUCACCCUUUCCACUCCUCCCCUCUACUAUUUGUGUGUCUUCAUAGUCAUCAACCAUCCCCCCACUUCCACUUCACUUCUACACGCUCACUCUCGACACUUGCACACUUUCGCAUUCAUCAUCCCACACUGGCCAUUACUGCAUUCAACCACCCCUCUUGCGACUCUCUCUCUCUGCCUGCUUGUAGCACAAACGGCUACGCCCCACUUGGAGACGCCCCUCUCGGCCCAGUUACUUUCGAGGGGGAGACUGAGAGGAAGAGGUCAUUGCGCAUAAGCCUUCACAUUGCAUCCCUCAACUCUCAAUGUCGUCGACCCAUCAUCCAUCCACCCCUCCUCGUGACAUCAACCUCACGCCCACCCUCUCAUCACCAGUCACACCACCUCCCCCAGAAACGCCUUACGCUUCCCUCCCGACCCCGCGAACGGCACAGCAACUUCGCAGGUUGGAGGCUGUCAACGCCCCAGAAGCACUCCGUCCCGUCAAGUUGGCUCAUGAUGACAUGAGCAUCACAAAGGGCAAAAUGAGUCACCAUCACCCGUCUUCCUCGCCAGAGCCUCUCAAGAGGAGACGCUCGUCGUCUAUUGCUUCUCGCCAGACCCUGGCCUCUGCAUUCAACUCUCAAGGCCGGGCCUCGUUUGACGACAUGCCAGAAGAAGAUGAGGAGGACAAGGGAGCCCAACAACCCUUGUCAGACACCGACCUCGAAUCUAUGCAGGCACGUCUGGCUACAAUAGUCACCGAGGGCUCGGACGCAGGCGCCCAGCGAGAUGAGCUCGCAAAGAUGUGCCAGACACUUCUCAGCGCCUAUGGCACAGGAAUGCCCUUCCUCCGCCAACAAGUCGACGCUCAGCAGGAAACUAUCGCUGCCUUGCAGCAGCAGUCUCGCCUGGCAGAGCAGUUGAUGAGCAUUGAGCGCGAUCGCUUCAUGGCGGAGCGGGCUAGCUGGGAAGCGGAAACUCGUGCUCUGAUCCGUACCCGUGAGCUGGAGGCUGCCGCUGGCAACCGCCCCAAGCGACUGCUGGAUCUGGAUGUUGGAUACCAUCAAGAGCUUGAAGCCGCGAACAAGCGUCUGGAAAUGGGUAAUCGACUCAUGGCGCCGAGGCUGGUCGACACUCAGCAGCAGAUCGAGUCUUUGGUCACCGAGCUUCGUCAUCUUCGAGCCCAUGUCAUUCUUGACACAUCCGCGCUCGAGGGUGAUCCCCAGCAGGCGCAGGUUGCAACGAAGCCGACCACGGCUGCCGCGCCUACUUUAAAGUCGGGCAAGGCUAGGACCACUCUGGGCGACGCGCGUGCAGAGCACCUGCUACUGGCUGCUCGCAGGGUUCGUUCCCUCCGUCCUCAAGACGGCAGCAUUGGCCGGCUCACGUUGGGCGAGCUCAAGAGCCGCGGGGUUGUUGGGCCUGAUGGUGGCGUCGGUUAUUCUGAGGGUUAUGGUGGAGUAAAGGGAGCGGAGGAUGAGCCGCCAGUUACCGACCUGGAGAGCCUCCUUUCUCCAAGCAGCGAGCGCCGCGUGAAUCCUACGUCGAAGCAAUCAUCCUCGCAGCCAUCUGGCACGCCAUCUACGGCCCGACCCAAGCAGACCAAGCGCUCGAUGCCGACUACACCGUCGCGUAGCCGUGGUGCAGCCCAGGUGCCACAGACCACUCCCGGUGGUAACUUUAGCGAUCUUCUACUUGCAGCUGAGCUGGCCACGAGGCCUGGGACUCCGUCGCGCGACACCUCCACCUCGCACGGGCCGAGUGCAACAAUGUCUGCCACCCGCACGACCACUGGUACCCAGUACAUCUUUGAGAGCCCAAGCAAGAAGCAGAGGCGCCAGCCACCUGCCACCAUCGAAUGGGUCCCCCGUCGCCAACUGGAGGAAGAGUCGGCAGCUCCUCGCGCUUCGUCAACAACCGACGACCGUCACGAGUCUGCGCUAGACCUGCUCGCCCUCGCGAGCCAAGACGUCGCUCAAGGCUCCUCGAGUGUUUUGGCCGCUGCUGCUCGAUUCGAGGGCAUGAUGGAAGGAGACCAGGAGGGCUACCAAUCCCAAAGCCGUGGCGAUACACCACUGGGACCGGCCAUCAAGCUCGAAGGGUCGUCCAAGGACACGCCACUCCGCAGUCACCCCUCCAACACACCACCUGCUCGUGGGUUCCCAUCUUCAACUGGAGAUGAUCCUUUUGUCAGCGGCGAAGGGUCGAAUGCUUUCCAGAGCCCGACUGGCGCCGCGGUGCCGGGUCUUGGGAAGUAUGUGCACCUGUCCAGUGCCAUGCCCGCACGUCGUGUUCGCUCCCCUUAUCUCAAGUGGACCAAGGAGGAGGACGAGCUUCUCACCCGUGCGGUCAUGGAGCACGGCGAAAAGUGGGACCUCGUGAGCAAGUGUGUGCCAACUCGCAGCUACCACCAGGUCCGCCAAAGGUGGCUGCGCAAGACUGGAGCUUUCGACAAGAAGCCGGCAAACUCUACGCCGUCCAACGAUCCCUCUCCACUGGGCCGUGGCACUGCUCCGGGCGAGCAGGCGAGCCCAACUCCAAAGAGCAGGAAGCGUCGCGAUGCGUAAGGGACGGAGUGAAGGGGACUGGAGUGUGUCAAGUGUGCCUAGUCACCGCCAAGUUGCACAUUGCAGAUGAUGCCAUACCAUUAUUGUUAUGUAUAUUUAUAUGCAGUUAGAAG
Messenger RNA from Vanrija pseudolonga, 2670 nucleotides. RefSeq lists its product as uncharacterized. Gene Ontology annotation, biological process: snRNA transcription by RNA polymerase III; snRNA transcription by RNA polymerase II. The record is from RefSeq and is a predicted model, not a curated record. The transcript has 6 exons. Gene Ontology annotation, molecular function: RNA polymerase II cis-regulatory region sequence-specific DNA binding; RNA polymerase III type 3 promoter sequence-specific DNA binding. Gene Ontology annotation, cellular component: snRNA-activating protein complex. NCBI's taxonomy places the organism in Eukaryota, Fungi, Basidiomycota, Tremellomycetes, Trichosporonales, Trichosporonaceae. The coding region runs from base 314 to 2557 and encodes 747 amino acids.